Messenger RNA from Drosophila miranda, 2490 nucleotides. RefSeq names its product bestrophin-4 (gene Best1). The record is from RefSeq and is a predicted model, not a curated record. NCBI's taxonomy places the organism in Eukaryota, Metazoa, Arthropoda, Insecta, Diptera, Drosophilidae. Gene Ontology annotation, molecular function: chloride channel activity.
GGCUCCAGUUAUCUGCCUUGCAAAAAAGUGAUGACUGAGACGCGAUAAGAGGCAGACAGCAUCGAGGGACUACAACCGCACAAUCUCAGCCAUAAUAAAGAACUACAAAAAAAGGAAAAAUAUACUGCUAAAAUGACAAUUACGUACACGGGUGAAGUGGCCACUUGUCGCGGCUUUGGCUGCUUUCUCAAAUUGUUGCUCAGAUGGCGCGGAAGCAUUUACAAGCUGGUAUGGCUGGAUCUGUUGGCCUUCCUCACCAUCUAUUAUGUUAUCAAUAUGGUAUAUCGGUUCGCUCUCAAUCCCACCCAGAAGGAGACCUUCGAGGCCAUCGUUCAGUACUGCGAUAGUUAUAGUGAUCUCAUACCCCUCUCCUUCGUGCUGGGCUUCUAUGUGUCCAUUGUGAUGACCCGCUGGUGGAACCAGUACACCUCCAUACCCUGGCCGGAUCCCAUCGCCGUCUUUGUCAGCUCCAAUGUGCACGGCCAGGACGAGCGUGGACGCAUGAUGAGGCGCACCAUCAUGCGAUAUGCCUGCCUUUGCCUGACCAUGGUCCUGGCGAAUGUGUCGCCGCGGGUGAAGAAGCGUUUUCCGGGCCUCGACAAUCUGGUGGAGGCUGGUCUGCUCAACGACAACGAGCGCACCAUCAUCGAGGCCAUGAACAAGUCCUUUCCGCGACCUUCCAAGCACUGGCUGCCGAUUGUCUGGGCCGCCAGCAUCAUCACCCGCGCCCGGAAGGAGGGACGCAUCCGAGAUGACUUCGCCGUGAAGACCAUCAUCGAUGAGCUGAACAAGUUCCGGGGCCAAUGCGGACUCCUGAUCAGCUACGACACGAUCAGUGUGCCCCUGGUCUACACCCAGGUGGUUACACUGGCCGUGUACUCGUACUUUCUUACCUGCUGCAUGGGCCAGCAGUGGAUCGACGGGAAGGUGGUGGGCAACACCAGCUACCUGAACAAGGUGGAUCUGUACUUCCCGGUCUUCACCACGCUGCAGUUCUUCUUCUACAUGGGCUGGCUGAAGGUGGCCGAGUCCCUGAUCAAUCCCUUUGGGGAAGACGAUGAUGACUUCGAGGUCAACUGGAUGGUGGAUCGCAAUCUGCAGGUCUCCUACCUGAUUGUCGACGAGAUGCAUCACGACCAUCCCGAACUGCUCAAGGAUCAGUACUGGGACGAGGUGUUCCCCAACGAGCUGCCCUACACCAUAGCCGCGGAGCGUUUCCGCGAGAAUCAUCCGGAGCCGUCCACUGCCAAGAUCGAGGUGCCCAAGAGCGCGGCCAUGCCCUCGACGAUGUCCUCCGUGCGCAUCGAUGAAAUGGUUGGUAAUGAUACUGCCGCCCCCACUGCCGUUGCCCCAAUCAACACCAUGCCGCCCGUCGCCGAACAGGCGGAGGGCGUGCCCCUGCAGGCAGUAACCUAUGACUUUCCCAAGGGCUCGCCAGAUGAGGAGGCCGAUGAUGCCAGCGGGAUACACUUCUCGGCAGGCAAUGGAAAAAUGCGCCUGGGCUUCCCGUCGCUGGUCAGCGUGUCGGGGACGUUGUCACGCGUGAAUACCGUGGCCUCGGCCCUCAAGAGGUUCCUCAGUCGCGACGACAGUCGACCGGGAUCGGCCACGCCCAGCGAUGAUCAGAAACCGUACAAGUUCCCGGCCAGCGCCAGUUCGGCCAGUCUCACGGCUGGAAACGUGGGAUCGGCCACCUCGGCCGGCAAGCCAGCGGGUAGCCUGCGCAUCACCCAGCAGGUCAUCGAGGAGGUGGACGAGCAGGCCACCAUCACCUCCAUGCGCGCCAACGAGCCGCGACCCAAUGUCAUGGAUAUCUUUGGCCCAGGAACGGCAGGAGGAGUCGCUGCCGCAAUGCAGCCGCCACCUCCGGCUCAUUCACAGCCGGUGGACAUUCCGGCACGUCCGCUGGAGUACAAUCGCGCCCACUCGCAGUACGAGCCCAGCCUGUUCCCGCCCGGUGGCGUAGAUGCUCUGCUGAGCACGUCGGCACCAGCCGGAGGCAGUCCCUCUCUGCUGUCGAACGCCGCCACGGCCCCCAGCUCCCCGGUGGGGGACAGCAGCAAGUCGCUGUAUGACCCACAGAAGGCCGCCAGUCGGGAGACGGAGAGGCCCGAUGCACCGCAGGUUUUUAGGUGGUUCAUCACGAACGUGGAGAACAUGGACCUCAAGUCCUCCAGUGAUAUGCUGGCCGGUAGUGCCGCUGCCGAGCCCGAGGACGAGGGAGACGACUUCGAGAAACUGAAGGCCGCCCGCGAAAAGGAGAAGCUGGUGCGACAGCAAAAGAAUCUGGCCCGAACCAUCAGCACGGCCCCGGGCGUAGAUGCCGCCGCUGUGGUCCAGGCCCAGGCCCAGGCGAUGGCUGCCCAGGCGAAUGCCGUACUCACGGCCGUGGCCUCAAGUGCCGAUCUACUCGCCGGCGCGGAUCUUGUGCCCAGCUCCACAAUGAAGUCGGAUAAUGCCGCGUAGAACGGCAGCUGGAGCGACGCCUAG